GGCUGGACGCGGGGAGGAUGCGAGGAGCAACGCCGCGGCGGCAGCAGCAGCAGCAGCAGCGACAGGAGCCUCCGGCGAUGAGAGCCCCGCAGCAGCAGCCGUGGCUGCCCCUCUGAGCGCCGCUCCUACCAACUUGGAGAGCGGGGAGGAGCUGCCCAGCCUGGCACCGCAGGAGCGGCUCGGCGGCACCGGCGACCCUCUUCCUCGCGCAGCAGCGGCGGCGGCGGCGGGUCUCGCCUUUCCCCCCUGUGGGAAGUGGAAGAGUUGCGCGGACCCCCGUCCCCACAGCGUGGCUGCGAGAGGCGGCGGGAGCGGGGCAGUCUUGGGGCGCCGGGCGGGGAGGCUGGAGCUUUGGAAGGGCUGCCGAGGGAAGAAGCAGAAGAGGAGGGCGCCUCUGGAGAGGGCGAGGAGGCGGCGGCGCAGGAGGAGGCGCAGGAGAGCGGCAGACGCGGCAGCCUCGUCCGCGCCCAGCGAUGGCUCCUGCCUGGAGCCGGGGAGUUUCUGGCCCCGGCGGGAUCGUCCUGCUCCUGCUGCUGGGGGGCAUCUGCAACCUGAGGCUUUGCCACGCAGGGAUUGAGUAUGGAGAGGUGCUUCCUGAUUCCUUCCCAUCAGCCCCUGCAGAGUCCCUUCCCCAUUUCCUACUGGAGCCACAAGAUGCCUACAUUGUGAAGAACAAGCCAGUGGAGCUGAUCUGCAGAGCCAACCCAGCCACCCAGAUUUACUUCAAGUGCAAUGGCGAGUGGGUGAACCAGAACGAUCACAUCACCACAGAGAGCUUGGACGAAAUCACAGGGCUCCUUGUAAGAGAAGUCCAGAUUGAAGUCUCUCGACAGCAAGUGGAAGAACUCUUUGGCUUAGAAGACUACUGGUGUCAGUGUGUGGCAUGGAGCUCUGCUGGGACCACCAAAAGCCGAAGAGCUUACGUCAGGAUAGCAUACCUGAGGAAGAAUUUUGACCAGGAGCCCUUGGGGAAGGAGGUUCCUCUGGAUCACGAAGUGCUUCUGCAGUGCCGCCCUCCUGAAGGAGUGCCAACAGCCGAGGUGGAGUGGCUGAGGAAUGAUGAUGUGGUUAACACUGCCCAAGAUACCAACUUCUUGAUAACCAUUGACCAUAACCUCAUCAUCAAGCAAGCCAGACUUUCUGACACUGCCAACUACACCUGUGUGGCCAAGAACAUUGUCGCCAAACGGAGGAGCACCACAGCCACCGUCAUUGUCUAUGUGAAUGGCGGCUGGUCCACCUGGUCAGAAUGGUCCCCAUGCAGCAACCGCUGUGGUCGUGGAUGGCAAAAGCGCACCCGGACCUGCACCAAUCCUGCGCCUCUCAACGGUGGCUCCGUUUGCGAUGGACAGUCCUUGCAGAAGAUCGCCUGCAGCACUAUGUGCCCAGUAGACGGAGCUUGGACGGAAUGGAGCAAGUGGUCAGCCUGCAGCACAGAAUGCACGCACUGGAGGAGCAGAGAAUGCGCGGCCCCUUCGCCCAGGAAUGGAGGCAAAGACUGCAACGGAGUGCUGCUUGACUCCAAAAACUGCACUGAUGGGCUCUGUAUGCAAAAUAAAAGAUUUGUAAGCGAGCCCAAAAGUCACCUACUGGAGGCUACUGGUGACGUGGCCUUGUACGCUGGUGUUGUGGUUGCCAUCUUUGUGUUCAUUGUUAUCCUGAUGGCUGUCGGGGUGGUUGUGUACAGGCGUAGCUGCCGGGACUUUGACACUGACAUAACAGACUCUUCAGCUGCUCUGACAGGAGGCUUCCACCCAGUCAAUUUCAAGACCUCCAGACAUGACACCCCCCAAUUGCUGCACCCUUCAAUGCAGCCCGACCUGACAGCCAAUGCAGGCGUGUACCGCGGCCCCAUGUACGCCUUGCAAGAUUCCUCCGACAAGAUCCCCAUGACCAACUCUCCCUUGCUUGACCCACUCCCUAACCUCAAGAUCAAAGUGUUCAAUUCCUCCACAACAUCAUCCUCGCCCGGGAUGCAUGAGGGGACAGACCUGCUGGGAGUCAUGCCCUCAGGCACCUUCCCAGGGGAGAACCUCAGGGAUAAUCACUUCAUGAACCUAAGGAACAAGACCAUGGGCUCUCAGCAGCUCUUGACUCUGCCUCGGGAGCCUGGCAACAGUGCCACUGGGACAUUUGGCUGCCUGGGAGGAAGGCUCACCAUCCCUGGCACAGGGGUGAGUCUCUUGGUGCCACACGGAGCAAUUCCUCAAGGGAAAUUCUAUGAAAUGUACCUGAUGAUCAACAAAGCAGAAAACACCCUCUUUCCAUCCGAAGGUACACAGACAGUGCUGAGCCCCAUGGUGACCUGCGGCCCCACCGGGCUGCUCUUAUGCCGCCCUGUCAUCCUUACCAUCCCUCACUGUGCAGAAGUCGGUUCCCCAGACUGGAUGCUGCAACUGAAAACCCAGUCCCACCAAGGAAACUGGGAGGAAGUUGUAACUCUGGAUGAAGAGACUUUAAACACGCCCUGCUACUGCCAGUUGGAACCUAAGUGCUGCCAUGUUCUGCUAGACCAGCUUGGGACAUACGUCCUUGUGGGAGAGUCCUACUCUCGGUCAGCCAUCAAGAGACUCCAGCUCGCCAUCUUUGCCCCCACCCUUUGUACUUCGCUGGAAUACAGUGUCAAAGUAUACUGCCUGGAAGACACACCGGAUGCCCUGAAGGAAGUACUUGAAUUAGAAAGGACUCUUGGUGGCUACCUGCUGGAAGAACCCAAGCCCCUGCUGUUUAAGGACAGUUAUCACAACUUGCGUCUCUCCAUCCAUGAUAUCCCUCAUUCACUUUGGAGGAGCAAACUCCUGGCCAAGUACCAGGAAAUCCCCUUCUAUCACAUCUGGAGUGGCAGCCAGCGGGCACUUCACUGCACCUUCACUCUGGAGAGACACAGCCCAGCUUCCACAGAACUUACCUGCAAGAUUUGUGUUCGGCAAGUGGAAGGAGAAGGGCAGAUAUUUCAGCUGCACAUUACCCUUGGAGAGAACUCCAACUCCUUUGAUGCCUUGCGUUCCUAUCCUGGCAGUGCCCUGACGACUCAGCUGGGGCCAUAUGCCUUCAAGAUCCCUCUGUCGAUACGACAGAAAAUCUGCAACAGCCUUGAUGCCCCCAACGCCAGAGGAAACGACUGGCGGCUCCUUGCUCAGAAACUUUCCAUGGACCGGUAUCUGAAUUUCUUUGCCACCAAAGCCAGCCCAACAGGAGUCAUCCUGGACUUAUGGGAAGCCCAGCACCAAGAUGAUGGGGAUCUUAAUACUCUGGCCAGUGCCUUGGAAGAGAUGGGCAAGAGCGAGAUGCUGGUUGUCAUGGCAACAGAGGGGGACUGCUGAUGCAGCUCUCGAGAAGACUUCUGGCAAUGGCCGAGUGGAAGGAUGGAGUGAGAGAGGGAGAGUAAAUGGCGGGAGCAGCCCUUUUGGGAACUGAUAGGGAAAGGGCUGCAAGGAAGAAGCAGAGCCGUAGCGUGACUCUGAAGAGAUUGGAAUGGGGUUCCUUCUCCCUUCUCGCACUCCUUCCUCCUCAAAUCACAAUCAGCCUUAGAGAUCCAUAUUGCGCAGUUUACAAGCAAUCCAAGUGUUAAAAGACUCCUUUCCUCCUUCUCCUCAAAGCCUUGGAAAUGGGGCACAAAAGCAAUGUAUCAUUGCUCUCCGUGACCGCAGCCUGUGGCAGUUGUGGUCUCCUCAGCUUCUGCUGCCUCGUGUGGCUUCUGAGGGCUGCUAAGAAUCUGGGUUGGGGUUGUUGUUUUGUUUUGUUUUUCUUUUCCUGUCCUCUUCCCAUUCCCUGCCUUGUUCUCCCUUUAUUUCUUCUUUGCUGGCAAUUUAUGCUUUGAAGAGUCGAGUACAAUCUAGAAAAGACUGCUUACUCCUGUCAAAAGCUUCAAACAGCUUUAAGACACAUUUAAAAAAUGGAAAAGGGAAAAAAAGGAAAACAGUUUCUUAGGAAACGCAAGUAAUUUAUUAUCCAGAUCUUUGGAUGCAUCCUUUUUUAAAAAUUCAAUAAGAAUCUUUCAUGUAUGUGAGAGCAAGAGUAUCAUGGCACUCAGAGAAAGGGAGAGGGAGAGAGAAAACGCAAUGAUGUUUUAGUGAAAAUUAAACAAUAUCAAUUUAUGUGGUAACCUUUGAUCAGGUAGGAUUGAUGAUUUGACCUGAGCCUCAUAUGUGUCUUAAAGGGAAAACUUUUUCUUCUCUUUAUCAUUUUGCUUGCAUCUCUUUCUCUGACUAUAGCAGAAUGAAUGGGAAUAAGUCUGAAAAUUCACUCACAGGAGAACUAACCUGUUUCUGGAAAAGAAGCUGAGAGAAAUUUCUUGGGGAGCUUUCUUGAAAGACCAAUACAGUACAAACCCUUCACACUCUUUCCGGCCCACCUCAGAAUCUGGUGAAGUGCCCAGAUAUGCCCAGAUGGUAUUUUCCCCUGGUCUUGUCUCAAUUACGUUUGGAGCCACUCUUGCUUUGCAUAACCUACUUGUCCUUGUGUGGGCCAUUCCAGUAGAACAAAGUCCAGUUAGUACAGGAACAAGUCUCAGGCCAGAAUCAAGAUAGCUCCAUUGAGGAAUGUGUAAAAGGUUUUCUUGUGCUCAGAAUGACUUUUGGCCAAGGGGGGUUGGGAUGAGACAAGGACUCCCCCCACCCCACUCUUGCUAUGCUAUGCAGCCCAGGAAGCUGGAGUUCAAAAAUCCUAACUGAGAUGGUGAAGGCUUAGCAAUCAAGGGUGUGUCCAGUCUGUCACUAAUUUUAGGUGGGAUUCAACCACAUGAUGACAAAUCCAGGUCAUGAAAUUAUAGAAUCAUAGAAUUGUAGAGUUGGAAGGGACCCCAAGGGUUAUCUAGCCCAACCCGCUGCAGUGCAGGAAUCUCAACUAAAGCAUUCAUGAUGGAAAUCCAUCUCUGCUUAAUCUCUAGAAAUCCAUCUCUGCUUAAUCUCUGCUUAAUAACCCCCAAGAAAGGAGAGUCCACCAUCUUUCGAGGGAGUCCGCUCCACUGUCAAACAGCUCUUAGUGUGCACAUGCACUUCCUCGGGGAAUGUCAGCCAUUGUUCUCAUAUGCCGCAGACAACUUGUGCGCUCGGAACCUCAACCUGUUCCUAAUAGGAGGCACUUUAUUUCCAGGUUUCUUCGUAGGAAAGAUAGUAUCUGUUUAAGGUAGUGCUAACUUCCCUGCAGUGUCUGACUAGGCAUCAAGCAGAUGACACCUGCUAGGUGAGAUGAAGGUGUGCUACCGCUUCCACUCGUGGGUAAAGUUACCUGCAAGUGUGUGCAUCACAUCCAUUUCAAGCAGUCUGAAUUUUUGAAAGCAUGAGCAAAACUCCCACUGUUUUUGAGUGAUAGGAUCCAGGACUGAACAAAGAUACCCUUAAUGUGUAGUUAUUUGAGAGGAAUAAGAAAUGUUAAUGGUGACACUUCGAACUGGAGGAGCAGAAACUUCCCACCAGUGUUGUUUCAAACUGUGUUUCAAGUGACUAUAUAUAUAUAAUGAGAAAAAUGUUCCAGCCUUUAUACAGGAGUAUCUCAAAGACCUGGUUUGCACGCCGAAUUCAGCCAUAGUUGAAUGUGAACAAGCCUACACUCCUGAAAUUGUGGGCACUUAGUUCUACCGCUGCUGUUGCUGCUACCACCACCACCACACAGCCAAGAAACAAGCCACAGUCUGAAUUUUGACAUAGGAACCCAGGAUCAUGGUUUGCUUGCCCCCAAACAAGCCACAAAAGGUACACCAAGAACAAAUCUUGGUUUCUGCCUGUGAUUUGCUAGGAAGAAAACAAACCGUGGUCCCAGGUUUGGAUGAUACCGGUAUGACAAGCCAGACAGUGGUUGGCUUGCUGGCAGUACAGCCAGAGCAGAAGAAGAGCAAAGUGCCAGCAAUUUCAGCAGCGUGAGCACACUUUGGCUCAUUUACAUUAAACCAUAGUUUAAUGCACACCAGGCCACUCGAGUUUUAAGUUCUUCACACUUUUCUUUUUUGUUCCUAGACCUCAUGAUCGAAGGAGGGAACAUUUGCUUGAAGAUUAGAAGCCACAGUGUUGUAUUAUCAUGUUGGAAUAAUGUUUGUGGUUAGCCCACGUGUGUGUGUGAGAGAGAGGGAGAGGGAGAGGGAGAGGGAGAGGGAGAGAGAGAGAGAGAGAGAGAGAGAGAGAGAGAGAGAGAGAGAGAGAGAGAGAGAUUUGGAAUCUCUGAGCUUGUUAUAGGUGAUUCUCAUUCCAGACAGUUUAGCUGCAGAAUUCCACAAGGACUCAAAGCUAAUAAUGGGUGGCAUUGUGAUAAUUUUUGUUUCUAUCGGUAAUGCUUUGCAGUGCCUUACCUUUUUCUCUAUAUUGCAGGCGUCCAAUAGAAGAGAAGUAAAUUACACAACAAGAAAAACGUUAAAUGAGUAUUCGUGAACAGUGCAAAUGGCUCCCUUGUAUGUGAUAGCUUACUAAAAAGAGGAAAGGAUAUUGUUUGAAUCGCCCCAGAUUGAAGUAAAUUAUUAAUAAACUCAGCCACCAGGCAUAAUGAUUUUAAAAAAAACAUGUUAAAUGUAUGGCAACAAGAUCUUAGGUGGAAAUGCAGCAGAAGUUCAUUUCCUCUUAGCAGGAAAUAUUUUUAAAGAUUUGCAACUGCUGCACACACAGUGCCCAGUUCAGGUAGUUCUUCAUACUUUCCUUUCAGUGAGGUUUCUAGCCCUCAUUAUCACAGGAGAAAGCAGCUAGACGUCUGCAGUGUACUUGGAUAUGAAUUGCAACUAAUUGGGAGCAGAUUUUUGAGUUGGCAGUAGGACUGUAGGUCUCAGUUUUGCCAUUGCUGCCUAUUCUAUUUUGCCAGAUCUUUCCAGCAUGAGAAAAUUAGAUUUGGUACAGAACCCAGAUUAAGGGAUACAAACCUUGCAGUAUAAGGGUAGUUCCAGCAGUAAAAUUCUAAUGCAAAUGCACCCGUAUUACCUUACUUUCGUAUAUAUUUAUAUAUGUAUAUAUUUCUAUUUGCAUUGGCCUUUGGUUAUCCGUUAUUCUUCAGGUUGUUGCAAGCACUGUGUAGUUGCAGGGUAUUUUUUCUUAUAGUCACUACCUCUUAAAAAGAUUGUCUUCUUCCAUAAAGCAUAGCAUGGCACCAAGAGCAGUACUGCCUCAUCAUACUGAUCCUUUCAUUUUUAACUCUUCCCCUUCCCACGAGGACACGUUCGUAGGCAAUAACUUUAAAGACAAGGCAUGACAUAGCAAGUCUUGCACCAGAAGACCCUCGCAAUUACCUCAUUCUCCUUAAACGGUAGCAUGCUCUUGGGGAAAGACAGGUGCUGAAGACAAACAAAAAAUUGAAUGGCACACCUACUCAGGGAGCGGGAUUAUGCGGCAGCUUGAUAACCAGUAGUUCAAGGAAGGGGAAGCUGUGACCCCCCCAGAUGUGGCUGGACUCUCAUGGUCCCUGACCUUUACCUAUCCUGGCACAGAGAGCCAAACAACAUCUGGAGGCCGCAGCUUCCCCAUCCCUGCAGUCGUUUCUCAGGAUGCAAUUUUUUAUCUAUGUGCCCAAAGAAGGCACCGAAAGCUAGUUGCUGCCUCGUGUUCCUGUAAUGACAGUAAACAUUUCAUACAGGAACCCAGAGACUGAAAAUAGUUUGCAGGCAAUGCCUGCUUAACCAGAAUAUAUAGCCCCAUUGUUUAGAGGUCACUUACAGUGAGAAAACAAAUAGAAUGCUAAACGUGGACUCUUAAUUCAAAAAGACAUUUUUGUUGCUUGGAGCCUGGACAUCAACACAGAAGGCAAAUCCAUGGGGGAGGGGGAGGUGUGUGUGUGUGUGUGUGUGUGUGUGUGUGUGUGUGUGUGUGUGUGUGUGUGUGUUUUGUUAAGUGCUGCAAACACAGAGCCUGUUUUCAAGGUGUGAAGUUUUCUUCACUCCUUCUCUUACUCAGGCAAAAAGUCGUUUUCGCUAGCUUUGCAGCCCUGUUCUCUAACCUUUUGGGGUGUUUUGUGAAUUUGUGUCAUUUGUAGGGUUCAGGUUCGCGGAACCUCCUAGUCCAAACUAUACGCUUCUUCAAAUUCUUUUGCACCAAAGCAACGUUCCUGUUGCAGCUCAGGUCUCUCAAGAGUAUGGUGCAAUCAAUACAAGAUAGAACAUGUCAGUAUUUGGGUUUUUUGAUGGCGCUUCUGGUGACCAUGGAUUUGGAGACCUUGGGUAUCUUUAUCUGUACCUGACAAACAUUUUUAAAGGACUAGACCUGCUAGAUGCAGGGUCCGUAACUCUCUAGUCUGCAUAGUUUAUCUACCCAUUGGCAGGGCAUACUUUCUUCUUUCUCACAUCGUAGUUGUUAGGGAUCUCAUAUGCAAUAUACAAAUCUGGGAAAAUAUCCAGAUUUUUGGAACCAAAUGAUGAACUUUCUGAGAAUUGCAGCUGGGUUUUGUGUGUGUGUGUGUGUGUGUGUGUGUGUGUGUUUUAUAGCAAAGUUAUUAGUGUUUGUUUCCUGUGUGGCAGCAAAAGAAAAGAAAAUUAAUCCUCAAUCAAAAAUAGAUACUGUAAUCAUUUAACCACAAGGUAUUUGGGGAGGGCUGCAGGCAUUGCUUUCCUUCAACAUGGCAUCAGAUGAGAGCACAAUAGGGUUUUUUGUAACAUUUUCAGCUAGCUGGAAUAUUAUAUAUUAUAUGACUGAACUGCUUGCUGAUAAAUUGAACAGAAGAAAUUCAUCUACACAUUCCAUUUACAAAGGGAGAUUGUAUUAGGGGUUUGUGAGAAAUUUAAAAAGAAGCCUCCAGUCUUUAACCUGAUCUCUUGCUGUACGUCAGGGUGAUUUGCU
This is a messenger RNA of Zootoca vivipara (common lizard), 8744 nucleotides long. It is a transcript of the gene UNC5B, whose product is annotated as unc-5 netrin receptor B. NCBI's taxonomy places the organism in Eukaryota, Metazoa, Chordata, Lepidosauria, Squamata, Lacertidae. Gene Ontology annotation, biological process: netrin-activated signaling pathway; anterior/posterior axon guidance. Gene Ontology annotation, cellular component: membrane. The record is from RefSeq and is a predicted model, not a curated record. Gene Ontology annotation, molecular function: netrin receptor activity; protein binding.